ACGCCAACGUGACAUUAAAGUUAAACUAUAUUUAUCAAUAACGAUGCGUAAACGUGACAUUAUUCGCCUUUGGAAUCAGGUUGUGGCCCAAACGGGCAUCGACAAAUACACGGACGGACAGUGGCAGGAAAUUUACGAAGAAUUCCUGAAAUCCAUGUACGAUAAGAAUGAACCUUAUAUAAGUGUUCAAAGUGUGGAAAAGUUAGUGGAUGAGCUUGAGGAGAAUAUGGAAAUUUCAAAAAGUUUGAAUACAAGCUCCGAUAUAGAUGAUGAACCGCUGUCGGCAUUAAAAAAUUGUCUGAAAGAUAAAAUCAAAGUGGAGCCAAUAAUUCCGUUAAGAAGAACCACGCGACGAUGUGUGGUUGACAAUAAUAAUUUUAAUCAGCAGUUGGCGGAUAUUAAAUUUAAAUCGAAGCAGCGGCAGAUGCAUUUGCAAACAGAGAUGGCAAAACACAAGGAUAAUGACGAUCUGUUAAUGUUAGGCACAAGCCCCAAACAGGAAAAGGCUCAAACAAAAAAAUCAACAAACAAUAACGCAACUAAAAAGAAGCGAAUAAACUCUGAAAACUUGACAAAACAAAACAAAGCAACUGCAAAACGAAUGCGCACACAAACUAAGCUCACAAUUGAAAAAGGGGACCAUAAGAUUGAUAAAAAUGAGAAACGACAAGUGCCUGGCAAAUCUAAUUUAGACAAAUUAAAGUCUAAGCCGCCUCGAAUUAGGCGAGCGAAAUCAAAGGCAGUAUAUGUUAGUGCUUCAGUUGAGUUCAUAGGAAAUCAGUUUUUUUUGUUACCACAGAUAAUGGCACCGACUGCUCACAUGCCACCCUCAGCCAUAAAUUUGACGCGAGGGCCAACUAUGAACAAUACUUCAAGCACAGAAGAAGCUGUAACUCUAGAAGUUGUUGAAGCGGAAGAUCUCAGUAGUCUAAUGAUAGUGACAGAGAGAGACAGCGAAAAAAACGAACCUGUUAAUGUUUACCAAGAAAAUGUUGAUUUCAAUCAAUUGUUGACUAAUGAUAAAUCUCUUGAUGUUGAUAUAUUCAAUUCAACACAAUAUCUUGACAAUUUGGCCAUCGAAUUGGAUUCAAUAUUACACAAUGAUCGCAGCUUAUGCGAUCAGAAUGCGGUGCUGCAAAAUGAUCCCAAAUUAACAAAGGAAUCCAUAGAUUUGCUUAAAGAAAUAGCCGAUCUUUCGCUUACAAAUGAUUUAUUUAUGUCUUCGGAGGCAUCUACAAACAGCUUAGCAACGAACUUUAAUUUAUUAGAACAGAAUACAAUGUUAGACGAUGAGCUUAACUUAACACAGGAAUCUAUAGAAAUAUUGCAGAAUAUCCACUCAAUGGAAAUAAGUCGAACGAUGCUACAAAAUGAUCUAUAUUUGUCCUCGGAGACAGGAUCAGAAAAUGCAUCGAUAGAACAUGAUCUCAACUUGACAAACUUAGCAGAUAAGAUUGCUUUGGUCGAGCAAGACAAUCUUAAAACGAUAAUACAACAGAAUAAGAAUAAUGACAAAACUCCCUUAGAGCAGGACGCGUUAUUGCAAGAUGAGCUUAAUUUCGAAAUCGACUCGGACUCGGAUGUCCUUUCAUUGAGCGCUUCCUGGGAUGGCGGCAUGGACGACAAUGAUGAGCGAAAUUCAAUUGUGAAUGAAAUGGAUAGGAAUGAAUCAGAUAUUGCUGCUUCAAUUGUUGACUCUAUGAGUCCAUUGACAGCACUUACUACGACUGCUGUUAGUCCAGAAGCUACAGCUCAUCCGGCAACUAAUGCUGUAGAAACCAACAUAUCACUUAAUGACUUGCGCAGCUUUCGUAUUCCCAAGAAAACGAAUAAUCCAAAGUUGUAGCUAGCUUGAGACGCUGCAGGA
Drosophila albomicans is the source of this 1867-nucleotide messenger RNA. RefSeq lists its product as uncharacterized. The record is from RefSeq and is a predicted model, not a curated record. Bases 44 to 1846 code for a protein of 600 amino acids. NCBI's taxonomy places the organism in Eukaryota, Metazoa, Arthropoda, Insecta, Diptera, Drosophilidae. The transcript has 3 exons.